This is a messenger RNA of Paramormyrops kingsleyae, 2499 nucleotides long. RefSeq names its product zinc finger and BTB domain containing 16a (gene zbtb16a). Lineage: Eukaryota; Metazoa; Chordata; Actinopteri; Osteoglossiformes; Mormyridae. Gene Ontology annotation, biological process: regulation of transcription by RNA polymerase II. The record is from RefSeq and is a predicted model, not a curated record. Gene Ontology annotation, molecular function: RNA polymerase II cis-regulatory region sequence-specific DNA binding; DNA-binding transcription factor activity, RNA polymerase II-specific; protein binding.
UAAAGUCACCAAUUGAAAUAGCUUUUCAAUCAGUUGCAGUUCAGAGAUCGUGGUGUAUUGCUUUGCUUUCUGUCGGCAUUUACUUUUCGUAUGUUUUUGUAAAUGUCGGCGAUCUUACGCAGGAUGGUGUCAAUGCCUUUGAAUCUCAUUCUAUUCAUGUAUUUUUGAAACUGGUUUAUUAUCGGCUGAACGAUUGAGCGCUUCCAGCGUUAACCAGUACAGUCUACGAUUAACCUUAUCUGGUUUACAAAGAUAACUGAGCAAAUACAGAGGAAGGGGGGUUAGACAGCCUCAUGAGUGUCUUCGGUGGACUUCGGAGACGUUAUGGAUUUGACUAAAAUGGGUAUGAUCCAGCUGCAGAACCCCUCCCACCCCACGGCCCUCCUGCAGAAGGCCAACCAGAUGCGUCUGGCGGGCACUCUCUGCGAUGUGGUCAUCAUGGUGGACAGCCAGGAGUUCCACGCCCACCGUGCCGUGCUGGCGUGCACCAGCAAGAUGUUCGAGAUCCUCUUCCACCGCAACAGCCAUCAUUACACCCUGGACUUUCUCUCACCAAAGACCUUCCAGCAGAUCUUGGAGUACGCUUACACCGCCACACUCCAGGCAAAGGUGGAGGACUUGGAUGAUUUGCUGUACGCGGCAGAGAUCCUAGAAAUAGAAUAUCUAGAGGAGCAGUGCCUCAAGAUCCUGGAGACCAUCCAGUCAUCGGAUGAAAACGACACUGAGGCCAACGCCAACGACGGCGGGGGCGGUGAGGAGGAUGACGAGCGCCGGACGAGGCACGGGAAGAGUGCGUUGAUCUCAAAGAAGCAUUCCAUGGAAGAGGGUGGUUACAACCCUACCGCCCAACAAGGCUUGUCCCUGCCCAACAUGGUUGAUCAGAGCCCCUCCGUCUCAACUUCCUUUGGCCUCUCCACCAUGAGCCCCACCAAGGCUGCCGUUGACAGCUUGAUGAGCAUCGGCCAGUCCCUGCUGCAGGGUGGCAUGCCCCACAGCGCCGGCGGGGACCCGCUGGCUCCAGCCAACGCCAACCCCCUGGUGGCCGAGGUGAAGAUGGAGAUGAUGCAGGUGGAUGAGGGACACGAGAGCCCCCACGCGAUGGAGUCCGGCUCCUCGAGCAACGGGGAGAGGAGCGGCGAAUUGGACCGCAACCGGGAGGGCCCCGGCACCCCGACCCGGAGCAGCGUCAUUACCAGUGCCCGUGAGCUGCACUACGUCCGCGACGAGGCCAUGGGCGACCCGCAGGCCGAGGCGGCACAGAUGGCACUGGAAGGCGUUACCGGCCUGACUGAGAAGCACCUGGCAUCACUGUAUUCCAUGCCCUCCAACCACAAGAACGAGACAAUGGUGUCCAUGCCCGCCUCUGUGGCCUCCUCCCUCCACAUGCCCCCCGCCCUGGCCAUGUCCAUGGACUUCAGUGCCUAUGGGGGCUUGCUGCCCCAGAGUUUCAUCCAGAGGGAGUUCUUCAGCAAGCUGGGGGAGCUUUCGGCCGGCGUCAAGCCCGAGGGCAGGAACCCGAACGAGCGCUGCAACGUGUGCGGCGCCGAGCUGCCGGACAACGACGCCGUGGAACAGCACAGGAAGCUGCACAGCGGCAUGAAGACCUACGGCUGCGAGCUGUGUGGGAAGCGCUUCCUGGACAGCCUCCGCCUCCGCAUGCACUUGCUGUCACACUCAGCUGGAGCGAAAGCCAUCGUCUGCGACCAGUGUGGUGCCCAGUUUCCAAAGGAGGAUGAUCUUGAAGCACACAGGCAGGUCCACACAGGCUCAGACAUGGCCAUCUUCUGCCUCCUGUGUGGCAAGCGCUUCCAGACUCAGACGGCCCUGCAGCAGCACAUGGAGGUCCACGCCGGCGUGCGCAGCUACAUCUGCAGCGAGUGCAACCGCACGUUCCCCAGCCACACGGCACUCAAGCGCCACCUGCGCUCCCACACAGCAGGUGACCACCCGUUCGAGUGCGAGUUCUGUGGGAGUUGCUUCCGGGACGAGAGCACACUGAAGGGGCACAAGCGCAUCCACACCGGCGAGAAGCCCUACGAGUGCAACGGCUGUGGCAAGAAGUUCAGCCUCAAACACCAGCUGGAGACCCACUACCGUGUACACACAGGUGAGAAGCCGUUCGAGUGCAAGCUGUGCCACCAGCGCUCGCGGGACUAUUCGGCCAUGAUCAAGCACCUGCGCACGCACAACGGCGCCUCGCCCUACCAGUGCACCAUCUGCCUGGAGUACUGCCCCAGCCUGUCCGCCAUGCAGAAGCACAUGAAGGGCCACAAGCCCGAGGACAUCCCGCCAGACUGGAGGAUCGAGAAGACCUACCUAUACCUAUGCUAUGUCUGAAGUGGGGGGGGGCGGAGGGGUUUGGGGGAUCGGUGGGAUGAGAACUCGACGUGAUGACUCGAGAAAUGGGUUGGAUCGAAACGGAAGAGGAGGGAGAGACUGGCAGACGCACACCAUUGAUGGAUGGAUGGAUGGAUGGACAGGUUGGGCGGGGUGAGGAAA